ACCAGCAGCGGGCAUGAUGAGCACCAAGGCCUUCACGCUGGUCUCUGCUGUGGAGCGGGAGCUGCUGAUGGGCGACAAGGAGCGCGUCAACAUCGAGUGCGUGGAGUGCUGCGGCAAGAACCUCUACGUGGGCACCAACGACUGCUCCAUCUACCACUUCCUGCUGGAGGAGCAGAGCCUGCCUGCCGGCACGGCCACGUUCACGGCCACCAAGCAGCUGCACAGACACCUGGGCCUCCGGAAGCCAGUGUGUGAGCUGCGAGCCGCCUCGGCCCUGCACAGACUGCUGGUGCUCUGUGACUACUCCAUCACUCUGGUCCACAUGCUGAGCCUGGAGCCUGUCCCCUCGGGGGCCCGCAUCAAGGGGGCCGUGGCGUUGGCCUUGAACGAGAACCCCGUGAGUGGGGACCCGUUUUGUGUGGAGGUCUGCAUCAUCUCCGUGAAACGCAGAACCAUCCAGGUGUUCAUGGUGUACGAAGACCGGGUCCAGAUUGUCAGGGAGGUGUCCACGCCGGAGCAGCCCCUGGCGGUGGCAGUGGACGGCCACUUCCUGUGCCUGGCUCUGACCACGCAGUACAUCAUCCUGAACUACAGCACGGGUGCCGCCCAGGACUUGUUUCCUUACUGCAGCGAGGAGAAGCGCCCCAUCGUCAAGCGGAUAGGGAGGCAGGAGUUCCUCCUGGCGGGCCCGGGAGGACUAGGCAUGUUUGCCACCGUUGCUGGGAUUUCUCAGCGGGCUCCUGUGCACUGGUCGGAGAACGUGAUCGGGGCGGCUGUCUGCUUCCCCUAUGUCCUGGCGCUCGACGACGCCUUCAUCACAGUCCACAGCAUGCUGGACCAGCAGCAGAAGCAGACCCUGCCCUUCAAGGAAGGCCACAUUCUGCAGGACUUCGAAGGAAGAGUGAUUGUCGCCACAAGUAAAGGAGUUUACAUCUUGGUUCCCUUACCUCUGGAAAAACAAAUACAGGAUCUUCUAGCAAGCCACAGAGUGGAGGAGGCGUUGGUUUUAGCAAAAGGAGCCCGGAGGAAUAUUCCAAAGGAAAAAUUUCAGGGAAUGUACAGAAGGAUCCUGCAGCAGGCGGGCUUCAUACACUUUGCACAACUGCAGUUCCUGGAAGCUAAAGAGCUCUUCAGAAGCGGCCAGCUUGACGUCCGGGAGCUGAUCUCUCUGUGCCCCUUCCUGUUGCCCACCUCCUCUUCAUUCACGCGGUCUCACCCUCCUCUCCACGAGUACGCAGACCUGAACCAGCUGACCCAGGGCGACCAGGAGAAGGCGGCCAAGUGCAAGCGCUUCCUCAUGACCUACCUGGAAGAAGUGCGCAGCUCAGAGGUGGUCCACGGCUACAAGGAGGACGUGGACACGGCCCUGCUCAAGCUGUACGCCGAGGCCGGCCACGCCAGCCUGCUGGACCUCCUGGUCACCGAGAACGCCUGCCUGCUGGCCGACAGCGCUGCCUGGCUGGAGAAGCACAAGCGGUAUUUUGCACUGGGACUGCUCUACCACCAUAAUAACCAGGACGCGGCUGCAGUUCAGUUGUGGGUGAACAUCGUGAACGGGGAAAUUGACGACCCCACGCGCGCAGACCUGUACGACUACGUGGUGGACUUCCUCACCCACAGCCCGGACCACGCGCUGGUGUGGAAGCACGCCGACUGGGCCUUGCAGAAAAGUGAGGAGGUUGGAGUUCAGGUUUUCACCAAGAGGCCUUCGGAGGAGCAGCAGGACGGUUUCAAUCCAGACGAUGUGCUCACUCGCCUUAAGAAAUACCCCAACGCCCUUGUGCGGUACCUGGAACACCUGGUUAUGGACAGGAACCUGCAGAGGGAAGAGUACCACACGCGCUUGGCCCUCCUCUACCUGGACGCGGUGCUGCAGCGGACGCCCGGCGCCAGCGGCUCGGGGGCCGAGGUGACGGAGACCCAGGCGAAGUUGCGACGCCUGCUGCAGAAGUCCGACUUGUACCGAGUGCACUUCCUGAUGGAGAGAGUGCGGGACGCCGGCCUGCCCAUGGAGAGGGCCAUCCUGCACGGGAAGCUGGAGGAGCACGAGCAGGCCCUGCGCACCCUGGCGCUCGAGCUGGGGGACUUCCCUGCGGCCGAGGACUACUGUGCCUGGAGCUCAGCGGAGUUUGACGCCGCCCAGGUUCUGCAGCUACUGCCGGGCACCUGGUCGGUGCAGCUGCUCUGCCCGUUCCUGACGGGCGCCGUGCGGGACAGCACCCACACCAGGAGGACUGCACAGGUGGCGCUCGGCCUGGCCACGUCGGAGAACCUGAUCUAUAAGCACGACCAGAUGAAGCUGAAAAGAAGCUCCUUCCGGCUCUCAGACAAACAGCUGUGCCAGGUGUGCCACAGUCCCUUCUGCGAGCCAGUGUUUGUUAGAUACCCAACCGGUGACCUCGUCCACACCCACUGUGCUGCCAGCAGACACACGAACCCCAGCGCCCCCCGCCCCGGCGCUCGGACUUGAAGGGGCCGCCUGGGCGCCAGGGGGACCUCGAGUUCUUCGCACACCAAGCCUGCCCAGUGCAAGGAGCAGAACGCGGCGGCGCUGUGCCAGCCAAGACAGAGGCGACGUCUCGGUGCCCGGGAGGCUCCGUCUGUGUGAAACAAGUCCUCUUCCCUGCUGACCAGUCGGCAUUGAAUGUAAACAGGAAACCCAAAAGGAGAGACGUGCUCGUUCGCCCGCCUAGACACACGGUUGUCCACUUGGACGGAUAAGUGAGCCUUCCGGGUGCACCCCCACAGGCUGGCGCCCACACCACGUCAGGCACACACUUGCCGGGACAGUGGCUUCAGGUGGCAGCAGGUGACCCUCUCCCGCCCGGCGAGUGGCCAGGGCAGGGUCCUGUGUGGGCAGAUUUCACGUCGCACUUCUCCCGCGUGGUGCGUGCUCCGUCCAUGGCACAGUGGCUGCUUCCCGAUGACCUCGGGCCUCUGCUCUUGCCCUUGGCUGGCCUGGGAGGUGUGUCCGUUCCCUCCUGCUUCCCUUCUGGCUUCUAGCAAGUGAACACCACUACGAAACUGAUGACGGCCGAGAGAGGGGCUGCCUGCCCGUCUGGACGACGGCAGAGACAGGGAACUGUGGGGACAGGGCCCAUGCGUGCGCCCCUCACUGCCGGCGUCUGCUGGCCUGAAACUCCACGGUCAAUGUGCUUGACUAAACAUUUUUAUUUGAAGUUAUAUUGUCUUUGUAAUAUUUCUCUUAUUUAGAAAAUCAUCUGUCGUAUUUGUUAGGGAUGUUUUUCUUGUUAAAUGUACCUCCUAUUGAAUACUUGGGAAGUUAAAAGGGAAACAAUGAGCACAAACCGAGCGUAUGUUCAGGCGAGGCCGGCUUCCCCUCGUGCUCAGCUGGGCAGGCAUGGGCGCUGCCGCUGCACGUGGGGAAGUGGCGCCCUCCCUGCAGGUCAUGCCACACCCUUAGAGGAAGCCCAGCCCGCUGCCUUACCUCCAGCACUUUACAUGCCUGCUCUGAGGUUUCCUGCUCACAGGGAAAUGAAUGCUGUCGGUCCCAGACUGCAGAUUCGUUCUGUGGUUACUGCACUGCCCUCUCGGAUUUCUUCAUUUUGAUGACUGAUUCUGUUAGGAAUGAACAAUAAAGACACUGUACCCCAUGCAAGGCUUGCAAGCAAGCAUCAGCGUCUGUGAGAAGAGAACCUGGAACACGCCCUCCCUCAGCCUCAGCCUUACGGAGGGGGAUGAAGAGCCCACUCCAGUCUUUAAAAACGUCUUCUGCACUAGCAGUGGUCAGCGUUCCUUUUCCUUCGUGAUGCCAACUGGGCCAAGAAGGCAAAGGCAUCCACGCUUUCUUUCCUAACUAAGUCUCGGUGAGCUCAACAGGAGAUAAUGAAGGAAUUCUGCCUGCAACGCGGCCAUGUGCUGUUACUCGGGGUGGACACAAAGCCCGGCCAGGAGCUGCCUGCGGAUGGCUUGCAGAAUCACCAUAUUACUGUGCAUAUCACCGUUCAACUUGUGUGCUUGGAUUUACUCCUCGAAGAACGGACGGCUAGUCCAUGCAAUAUGCACUUUGCAAAGCACUGUUUCUACUCAGAAUGGGUAAAAUCUUGAAAACGUCUUGUGAUUGCUCAUUUCUAACUUGGGGCCACUCGUCUCUUUUUUCCCUGCACAUUGAUCAAUACUUGGAAAUGUUUUUUUUUCCUUUAGAAUAAUGGGAAUUGGAGUUGAACAGUUUUCCAGCUCUCCCAGAUCCUCGAAGACAGGCAGAAUUCUGUGACACUGCAGAAUUGUCUCCUGUGUUCAAAACCUUUCUCUAAUCUUUCUCGAACUCCCACAAGGCUCUUUCCUCAAAUCAUAUUUUGAAAAGAAAUACAUGUUCUUUCGACAGGCCUGCUGCGUUGUGACCGUGCUGUUGGACAGAGCAAUUGGAAGCACCACUCAGCCCCCUUUCCCUCCAGGUUCUGUGUAACCAUUCUAGUUAAAACAGCAUGAACUGAACUCGGUUGUCAUUUUAUGUUCUGUGGGCAAGACUGUCUAAUUUUAUGGCCUGUGUAUCUGCUGUUGCCUGUCGAGAAUUAACAGGGGGUGUGUAGGCUGUGUGGCACGGGCCUGGCUCAGCCCUGGGAAGCUGUGCUGGAGGGAGGGGCCUCGGCCACACCAUCGAGCGAUGCCUGUCCACACAGCUGGGGUAGCCCUUGCUUUCUGCUCACUCUCCUAUGGAAACCAUUGUCCUUGCAACUCUAUCCUUUGCCCCUGGUUGGGUCCCAAAUACACAAGAUGUACAAAUGUAAACUUGAUUUUAUUAAAAUUCUUUUAAUUCUUUGU
Messenger RNA from Myotis brandtii (Brandt's bat), 4782 nucleotides. RefSeq names its product transforming growth factor, beta receptor associated protein 1 (gene TGFBRAP1). Gene Ontology annotation, biological process: autophagy; vesicle-mediated transport; endosomal vesicle fusion. The record is from RefSeq and is a predicted model, not a curated record. The coding region runs from base 14 to 2470 and encodes 818 amino acids. The transcript has 12 exons. Gene Ontology annotation, cellular component: membrane; cytoplasm. NCBI's taxonomy places the organism in Eukaryota, Metazoa, Chordata, Mammalia, Chiroptera, Vespertilionidae.